AUGGCAAUCAUGCAGCAAACCUCAGCACUCAAUGGAAAAAGUCCCCAGCGUAUGAAAGGUGUCAAUAAACACCUCCAUUCACAGGGAGCAUACACUUUUCUCACCACCGGUAGCAGAAAGCACACUGGCGCUUUGAUGAAGAACGGCAACUCGGUCGACAAGGCCACUGUCAAGCAUGAGCCAAGCAUGAGCCGGGUUCCCCGCAGCGACAAUGAGGCUAUUCAUUCUCUGUCUUCCAAAUAUGACCACCACACUCUGUUGGGACAGAAACUACAGAGCAUACCUGAGGGUUUUGCCCUGGGCGGCUUCUCCCAGGUCGACGGCGCUGCCGGAGACCCAAUCAUGCCGCUAGGCCCUGGUAACAUACGAAUCCCGGCCAACCUAGUCAAUUCGUUCAUCUUGGUAGACGCUGGUCCCACCGCUCCCGUCUUCGAGCUUCCUCAGGCCCCCGAGCAAGCUUCCAGUACUAUUGCUAGAGCCUUCGAGCUUGCUUAUGUCGACAAGCCGCAUCACUCCGACCACCAUGGCUAUGCUAUGCCUUCUGGCUCUCAUGGCCUUUCUGCCAACCAUCUGCCGGUCGGUAUCAAGGAUGAGUUAGUCUCGUCUGAGUUGAUCAAGCCGGCUAGCCUCGUCAUCCCGGCUGCUGUCUCUGAUGCUCCUGUCACCAAUGCAGCGGCUCCAAAGGCUGCCACCAAGCAGGGCAAUGGCAUUGAUUCAAAGCGAGGCCACGACAACGCCUCUGACUCUAGUGGUUCAACUACUCCCGACGCGUCCAGUACCUCUAACGAAGACGUCGAUAUCGAAGAGCAGAACGACGACGAAAAUAGCGAGACGACCGGUGAGGAAGCUCCAGAGGACUCGGGUCACGAUUCUUCCGAUGGAGAGUCUCCCGAUGGAGAUUCCUCCGACGAGGAGUCAUCGGAUGAGUCUUCGGACGAAGAAGACGAUGCGACCCCUGGCCUGGCCAGAGUUCGUGCCCUCAAUCUUCCCCCGGGCCUCGCCUUCGUUAGGGUCAACGACGGCAAAACCCGAUGGCCCUGCAACCAAUGCCAUCGCGACUGGUCCCGCAGAGACGAAACCCGUCGACACUUGCGGAAUGUCCACUACCCCAGACUGUACAACCGGGACAUUCCGAUCCAGAAGGGCUUGGAGCAGGCCAGACUAGACUGUCCCUGA
Molecule: messenger RNA, 1176 nt
Organism: Colletotrichum graminicola M1.001
Lineage: Eukaryota; Fungi; Ascomycota; Sordariomycetes; Glomerellales; Glomerellaceae
Exons: 3
Coding region: 1-1176 (391 amino acids)
Source: RefSeq, a predicted model, not a curated record